AGAAAUGAACACGUGUCAGUUUCGUCCGGCGGUGUACGUCGCCCAACCGUGCAUAAUAUUGGCCCGGUCGUUGCUGUGCAGUGCAGCUUCACCUGCCCUCUCUCUCCUCGCCAACUCUUUCCAACCAUUCUUUUUCAUUAUUAUUAUCAUAUACUACUACUUCUUUAUUCAAAUUGUCCCCAAUAAUUCUAUCAAUUGUUUAUAUAAAGAGUUUAUUUUGUAUUUUUCAGGAACUGGACUUAUUCACCUAAUGCUUUUAGUCAUGACAAUUCCACGACCGAACUAUAAAGAAAUACGAUAUAUCCCGUUUGUUUCAAUUAUUGAACCAAUUAUAGAGUCCUUAUAUCUCUAUAUAAAAUCGUCAACUAGAUAAGUCUAACUAUCAAAUUAAGUGAUCAUCCACUUUAUUUUAAAACCCUUGAUUUCCUCGGAAAAUCUAAGCCGGAGUUGCAAGAGAUCUUAGAAAAUGGAUUCGUUUGUUUCAGAGAAUGUUGCGGCUGAGAAAGUUGACGCCAUGAGGAGGUUCGAGGGGAGGAGAAAUUUUUUGAAGUUUCUUCCGGCAGUUGAAGCUCUCGUUGCCGUGUUACUUGUACUAUAUUGGUUAACGUCAACUUUCUUCGCCGGUGAGUAUCUCCGGAGUAUUAUUUCCAGUGGUUUGACCGGCGCCGGAAUAUACAUAUUUGGCGUCGUGAACGUUCUCAUCGCCCUGAUCUUCUCUUUAUCUAACCACCAGAAGCUAACCGAACACGAUCUGUAUUUUCAAUACGUUUCUUCCUCGGCCGCCUCUCCUGCUAACGGUUUGUCCUCUUCCGCCGCAUCUACUGUUGGCGGUUUUUCCUCCCCCACCGUAGUAUCAAAAUCUUUGGCAUCUGAAAAGACUUCAGAAGGAAUGCAAGGUACGGACUUUACCUCCGUUAGUCUAACCGCCGGAGAGGCUCGACCAAUGAAGCGAGAGAUGGUCCGGGCGGUAAGUUCUGUGGGGGAGACAGCUCAUGCUAUAAGGAGGAAGCGUGAAAUGACUUUUCUGCGUCCAGCUACUACUGAGAGUACUGCUACUGAUCAUCAUGUUUAUAGAAGGUCGAGAUCGGAGAGGAUUGACGUGCGGGGAGAUCUACACCGGAGUAUGAGACGGUUGUGUGAUAUCGAUGAUCUGAGCAGCGAUGAGUUUAGGUCAACGGUGGAGACGUUUAUAGCAGGAAAAAAGAAGAUGUUGUCCAAGGAAUGGGUGAAGCCGUGAUUUAUUACAAUUAGGAAGAACACUAUUGUUAGCCUUUACUUUAACGUUCAAUUUGGAUAUAAAUGUUUCUUGGUGA
Molecule: messenger RNA, 1313 nt
Organism: Arabidopsis lyrata subsp. lyrata
Lineage: Eukaryota; Viridiplantae; Streptophyta; Magnoliopsida; Brassicales; Brassicaceae
Exons: 1
Coding region: 467-1237 (256 amino acids)
Source: RefSeq, a predicted model, not a curated record